Molecule: messenger RNA, 3383 nt
Organism: Salvelinus fontinalis (brook trout)
Lineage: Eukaryota; Metazoa; Chordata; Actinopteri; Salmoniformes; Salmonidae
Product: zinc finger protein 239-like
Exons: 2
Coding region: 186-1262 (358 amino acids)
Biological process (GO): regulation of transcription by RNA polymerase II
Molecular function (GO): DNA-binding transcription factor activity; RNA polymerase II cis-regulatory region sequence-specific DNA binding
Source: RefSeq, a predicted model, not a curated record
AAGAACAUAAGAAGAAGACAACACGGAUGUAGAACGGGGAGAGCAAGUAAAAAAAAAAAAAAUAUAUAUAUAUAUAUAUAUAUAUUACAUUCCUUCUUCGUGGACGAAUUAUAGUUAGGCGAAUAAAACCAGAGAUUAAGAGGUUCUUUUGACAAUAAUAAUACCACUACUACAAGUCUACAAAAAUGUAUAAAUUACAGUCUUUGAAUUCGUUUCUUUCCGAGUGUUUAACGGCGGCGGCAGUGGAGAUUUUGGGGGCAAUUGAGAAAGUAGUAGCUGAGUACCAGGAGGAGAUAUCCCGAUCUAAAGAGGAGAUUGAUAGUCUACGGAGACAGCUAAGGAUUACACCGGAGAAAAAACUAUAUAGAACAGACUCCCAGCAGCUCUCUCUCCCUGACUCUGAAGAGGUUCCCCUUGAGCAACAACACUGUGAGCAGGAGUGGUGCCCCACUCGUGGACAGGAGGAACCAGGGCCGUCACAGAUUAAAGAGGAACAGGAGGAACUGAGGACCAGCCAGGAGGAAGAGCUGGAGGGUAAUACCAUAGAGUUUAUAUUUAGUGGUCCCUGUGUGAAAAGGGAAUGGGAUCAUGAGGCCUUAAGCAGCAGCUCAAUUGUAAUUAGUGACCAAGUAAGACCAAGUAAACCACCAUUGGAUCCCACACCACCAUUGGGGGAACACUGUUCUGAGCUCAGCACCAUGUCUAAAAAAUCUCACUACUGCGGCAAAGUAUUUCCACUGAAAGCUGACCUUCAGAGGCAUGUGACUCUCGCCAGGGAGAGACCCAUUGAAUGCCCCUACAACGCCACAUGUAAACUGAAGGCCCAUGUCCCACUCUGUCACGGUGGGAAACCCUGCCCUGUUUGUGGCAAGACCUUUAAAAACAACGACCAUCUAUCCCAGCACAUGAGGAUUCAUACACGGGACAGGCCAUUUAGCUGUGGUGACUGCGGAAAAAGUUUCUAUAGCAAGGGGCUGCUGAACGUGCAUAUACAGACUCAUAAAGGAGAGAAACCAUUCAUCUGUGGAUACUGCGGGAAAAGCUUCUAUCAGAAGGGGAAUCUAAACCAACAUUUACGGACUCACACAGGAGAGAAACCUUUUAGCUGUGGUAACUGUGGAAAAAACUUCAGUCGAAAAACACACCUGAGCAGGCAUAUCCUGACUCACACAGGUGAGAAACAGCAUGGCUGUUCUGUGUGUGGUAGAAGAUUCGCUGAGAAUGCUGACCUGCUGAAGCAUGUGGAUAAAGUACACAAAUAACAAAACCAGGAUCAAAACCGAAUGGAGAAGACAAUCAGAACACAGACAUCUAUCACAAGAUGGGAAUUAAAACGCAGGAUGUGGACACACACUGGAUCAUUCAUGCUGUAGGUUUCAAAUGAAUAGACCUACCCUGUUGAAACAUUAGCCAAUUAACAAUUUGGUUGUUUGUUUUGGAAUGUCUCAGGGUGAAAAGAUAAUUUUCAGACUUUUUAUACAUGAAAACUUUGAACUUUCCAGAAAAUGGUAUCCUUGAAUUUGAGUAUUUAUCUUGACCCAAUGGUCCAUUCUGUCCUAAUGCUACUCAUCCAUGAUAUUAUAGCGAUAUAUUGUAGUUGCAAUAGUUUUGCGGUGAAACUGCCAUGUCCGUUGGUGAUAUUACAACAGAUGUUACUUCAAUGACUAACACUGCUUAUUUUUUUUCUCGGACAUUGUUGCACACUUGAUAGAACAGCAGAGUACGUACCGCGAUUUUAAAUAAAUAAAUGAACAAAACAAUAACAAAUGCACCUGGAGCAACCAGUGGCGCUGUUUCACCUUUCGCGGAUCUCAGCUUUAACCCAACACCUAGCAACCUUGUCACGCGAUUGGAACCUCUUGGCGUAACAGUUAAGGUGUUGGCUUGACAGUCGCUAGACCCCAGUUCGAGUAUCAUUGUGUAGCAAAGGCUCUGUCCCGUUAACUGUACACUCCUGUGUGUGCACCUCCUGAGAGCACCUAAAACUGGUUCCCUUGUUAAAUACCUGGUUCUAUUUAUUAUGUCUUGUAAUGGAAACUGUUUACCAUUUUAAGAACCAAACAGAGCAAAGGGAACAAAACGGGGAGGGACCUAUCUAAAUGUGUCCAAUAAACUCUUGUUUUUGUUGCAAAAUGUUUUCAGUUUGUAGUAAACGGUCUGUUGCAAAACGUUUUGCCACAGAAUCGGUUUAAUGAAUACACCCCUGGGUUUCUUUGUCUUUUGGUUCAGUGGCAACAUGAGGAUAUUGUUUCGAUAUGCAUUGAAAUGAUCUAAUCAUAAAACUAUGGUGGAUAUAUUUUGUAAAUGUUUUGGAGUUAAUUAUGGUUUAAGAACUAUGAGAAUUAUGACUAAUAGGUUUUAUAUAAUGAUGAUGAAUCUCACUGCAAUUAUGUAAUGUUGAAGUCAUUAUCAUGAUUAUUCUGGUUUGGAUGCUGGUUCUGAAAUGUGUUGGAAAUAAUGAUGUUGAUAAUCAUGAUAAUUUUACCUAUACCCAUCAUGAGGUUUCUACAACCCAUCCUAUGAAUGAACGUUUAUAAUGUACAGUACCAGUCAAAAGUUUGGACAACUCCUCAUUCAAGGGUUUUUCUUUAUUUUUACUGUUUUCUACAUUGUAGAAUAAUAGUGAAGACAUCAAACUGGUACUGUAGGUGCACACUUGUCAAUACACAUUCAAUACCGCCUUGCACACUUUUGCCUGCAUCUAGCUGAUAAAGGGUGUAAUCAUUAGUCCAACAGUUGCAAAUUAGAGUUUCUAUUGGACAAAAUCAUGUAUGUUUAUCCCUGUUAUGUUCUGUUUUAAGAUUUAUUUUCAACAGAAUAGGCAGAAUGAAUACACCCCUUAUCACAUGUAAACACAGUUCAUUUUCAUAACAGCCACGUUGUAUUCCUUCUCGCAUCUAUGCGCUCUACUCCUCUCACCUUUUCCCUUCGUUGCUUGUGGACAUCAAUGCACAACUCAUCAGCUGUAUGUGACCAGGCGAGACAACCUUUCCAAGCCAAACCAUAUCAUAAAGUAACGACAUAGUCAACAUAGCUCAUAGAACGAAUGCAUUAUAGUAAACCUGCUACAACCAUGCAGUAACGUUAGUGUACAGUCAGUAAGCAGUUUAGCUCUUACACAGGCGGGCCCCGGGGGCAGAUGCAUUUUUAAAACCGAAAGCUUACCUUGACUUGCAAGAAUUCCAGUGUUGUUGGAUAAUCAUAGACAGCUAGCUAAUAUAGCAUCCCUCUGUUUGAGUAGGCUAAACUAGCUAGCUACAUUUGCUAGCUAAGUGAAACUGAAAGUGAGAAAAAAAGACACUUCUCCAUUUUGGAAGAAAUUAAUUUGUUCAAAACUGUUCAACUAUUGUCUUUCUCUGAGUAAACUACUCUAUCUUACUCUA